AUGUUGAUAAGCACGAUGAACCUGAUCCCUGGGUCUUCAUACACAAUAUCACUUCUGGUGCAGUCUGCCUUGAGCUCAAGUCUGGUACAGCAGACAAUCACCAUUGCACGUUCUGGGGUCAAAGCGCUGAUAAAGGGAGGAAAUCGUACAGCCUACAGAAAUCAGGCAGAUUUUCUCAUAGAUGGAUCAGCAUCGUAUGACAUGGAUUACGUGGGCAUAACGGCGGGCUUGAGCUUCGAAUGGACAUGUGCUGUAGGAAAUGGCCCCUGUCGCUAUCUAAAUGGCUCAAAGUUGAUCCUUCCUUACGUGCCAUACCUCAACCUCAACCUCUACAGUCUGAAUCUUCAAGGCACUAGUGCUUUGCAAAUCACAUUGAUGGUGAGUAAAGGUGCAUACUUCGAUUCGCAAACAGUCAUCUUAGAGCUCUCCGACGCCCCCGUCCUACCAGUUGAGAUAUCUAGUAGUGUCAACAAUCAACUGUGGGUAUCUUUGAAGGCAGUGCCAGUGACAAACAACGCCAAGUAUUCAUGGAAUGUCAAAGAUUCUGCGAAUAACCUCAUGAAUCAAGUCUUGACCAAAAACAAUGCAUGCCCAGCCGGUAUAGAUUCAUAUGACCUGGUUAUCUUGAACCCUUCCAAAUUCUUGCCGCGCGGAAAGUAUGCAAUUUCCGUCGAAAUGCGAUAUGACAAUCUGGUUGGAACUGCCUCGAUACCUUUCAGAGUGACAUGGCCGCCCUCUGGUGGUCAAUGUGCGGUCAGUCCUACCUCGGGGGUAGAGCUCGAGCAAGACUUUCAAAUCAAGUGUAUCUCAUGGACCUCCGAUGAUUUGCCCUUGUCAUAUCAAUACGGCCUUGGUCGGAUCGGUUCAGCAGAGAUUUCUUGGACGCCUCAAUCGUACUUGAACGUACACUCUGCAAUCUUGACAAACGGAGAUUAUGGUAUGGUUGCGUCGAUCAUCGACAAUCUUGGAGGAGCUUCUCUGUCGGAAACGACGAACAUCAGGGUACGGCAAAAAGAAUUUGCAAAUGGGACAAACUUUGAGGACGAGCUGUUUGCAAACAUUGCGAAGGCGAUAGAUCAGUUCAACAGCCUUGGAUUGCUUGGGCAGAGUUUGCAACUUUCCAAUAGUGCCCUUCUCAGUUUGCAGGAAAAUCAAAAUCGCCGCCUGUUGGCAUCGUCCUUGGCUUAUCGGAUGCGUGUGAGAAACAUGCUUCUUGCAAAGAUGGCAGGCGGAACAGUCAACGACAAAAUGAACACCAGGACGAUGUCAUCAUCCCUGGAGACAGUAAGCAAUGCACUGCAACAACCUUCGGAAAUCAGCCCGAAUGGAUGCUCAGACGUGGGACAACUGUUGGGGACCUGUACGACGUUCAUGACUGUUGACUUCUUGCGUGGCGAUGGGAUCUUUGCUUUUCUCUCUUCGUUCGACGCAUACCUAAUCACAGCCAAGAACUUUGACAAACCUAUGAGACAAGCCUCUCUCAUCUCGGUGUUGAACAACGUGCUGAAUGCUUCCACGUUAUUGUCGACCUCGAUGGUGCAAACUGAGCAAGCUUUUCAUCAGGCCCUUGCCAUGUUCACGGUGCAGGUCCAGCGGUGCGGAGUCGACCUGAGCCAAGAAGAAGUCAAUCUAAUGGAGCAAAGGGUGUCUGUUGAUUUCGGGGCUUUCAGGGCCUUGUCAAACCUGAGAAGCCAAGACUUGUCUAUCACGCUGGUUCACACGAAGGAGUUCUGGUUCUUGGAUGACUUGUACAACCUGGGCUAUACUGUUGUGUCAAACCCUUCAGUCUUGUAUUACCUCUACUCCCUGCCAGACCUGAAAAUGGUGUGGGACUGCAAGGGUUCCGACUCGCCCUGUUUCAGCGUUCAGGUAGAUAUGAACCGAAGUACAGCUGAACAAGCCCAUGAUCUCUUGCUCAAGUGUGUGCUGUGGAACGCUCAGAGUGCAGCAUGGGACUUCAAGGCCUGCACGUUGGGAUCCAUCUCUCUACAGGCAGAGUCAGCGACAGCCCAGUGCCUGUGCAACAGCGUGGGCUCAGCCUUGGUCAUCCAAGAGAACCUGGACGCCUCCGGAUUCUUCAACAUCAACAACAAGUUCAACCUGCACCAUAUUUUUGAGUGGCUGCUCCUCACUAUCAUCGUUCACUUUUGUGUGGCGACCUUCGUCGUCGUGGUCACCUUUCGUGGAACUCUCAACUCAAUCCUCUCGUCCUCGUCCUUGAACACUGGCCGUCCUCACCAUCGCAGGGCUUCAGACCGGAAGAUGCUCUUCCUCGAGUAUGAGAUCAAAGGAGAGCUGGGAAUGUUGCAACAUGUCAAGGAACCAGGAGGGCAGGAAGAGGAGGAGCAUAGACGCUCUUCUCCAGCUGAGCACAACUCAGUGAGUUGUACAUGCUGCAAACUGAACAGACAGACAGUCAAGUUUUCCACGCAGGAUGCUGCGGGGAGCCAUGCUGUCUCCUCCUCCCCAUCCCAGUGGUUUGAAGAAUGCCAGGUCGUCUCGUCUCCUCACACAGUCGUCGAGCGGAGGCAGAGAAUGACGCUCAGGUUUAGGAAGAGUCAAGUCGCUGAGCCCGUCAUGUUGUCUGAAUGA
Guillardia theta CCMP2712 is the source of this 2592-nucleotide messenger RNA. RefSeq lists its product as hypothetical. NCBI's taxonomy places the organism in Eukaryota, Cryptophyceae, Pyrenomonadales, Geminigeraceae. The record is from RefSeq and is a predicted model, not a curated record. The coding region runs from base 1 to 2592 and encodes 863 amino acids. The transcript has a single exon.